Acaulospora colombiana is the source of this 294-nucleotide messenger RNA. The record is from the annotation of a GenBank genome assembly. NCBI's taxonomy places the organism in Eukaryota, Fungi, Glomeromycota, Glomeromycetes, Diversisporales, Acaulosporaceae.
GGACCAUUUGGUCCUUCCUACCAACGUCGAAUUCUUCAACAGAAGAUAAAUAUGUUGUAUGGGUGAAACAUCCUCAACAUUCCGACCCUGUCAAGGUUCGUGUGUCAUAUGGUGCAGACAUAGCCGACGUCAAGAAAAUUGUGAAGUCAGAAUUACAACCUGCUCUUGAUAAGGAGAGCCUUGGUAAGGUGGUAAUUCUGAGCCCAAGACUUGGUCGACUAAGUCCACGCACAUUAAUUCGAAAAGUGGAGUUGGACAAGGAUGAGCAUUUGAUUGUUUUUGUGGAUAAUCUUG